Messenger RNA from Perkinsus marinus ATCC 50983, 1311 nucleotides. Its product is annotated as Beclin-1, putative. Gene Ontology annotation, biological process: autophagosome assembly; autophagy; cellular response to nitrogen starvation. Gene Ontology annotation, cellular component: phosphatidylinositol 3-kinase complex, class III, type I; phosphatidylinositol 3-kinase complex, class III, type II; phagophore assembly site. Bases 1 to 1311 code for a protein of 436 amino acids. NCBI's taxonomy places the organism in Eukaryota, Perkinsozoa, Perkinsida, Perkinsidae. The record is from RefSeq and is a predicted model, not a curated record. The transcript has 11 exons.
AUGUCACAGCCCUCACCACCAGCAGCAGAGCAGGAGGCUGCUGAUGCUCCUGCUGCUGAAUGUCUAGUGCACCAGCUCUGUACUCGAUGCCAAUCUAAGUUGGAGGUGGUGGAAUACGACACUGAAGUGAAGCAGGCGAAGGCCGAGGCAGCAGUGAGGGACCUGGAGGAUAGGAUAGCAGAGGCAACAACAGCAACAGCAGCAGAGGAGGAGGAUUCGAGGAGCACCUCAUUACGGGAGGCUCUUGAGAAGGGGAACAACCUGAGCUCAGUGCAGCGACUGAGCCUACUUGGGAGCGCCUUUGCCCUUGUAUUACCCCCGGAAGCUCGGGCAAAGGAUACUAGUGUUCCACUGUGUGAACCCUGUGCGAUGGAUGUAGUGGCCUUAUGGCAGAGGGAGCUGGCGCUGAGACGGGCGGAGUUGGCCGAGGCUGAGCUAGCCUUGGCCGAGUUGGAACAGGAGUUACCUAAGGAGGACGAGACGGGGACUGACGAUGAAGUUGAGGCCCUCGAGGUUGAGGUGGCUAGCAUGGAGAAGGAGCUGGAGGAGCUGAGGGAGACAUCGAAGCAGCUAGAGUCUCGUCUGGAGCAGGAGGAGGCCGAGGCUCGAGUCCAAUUACGACGGGAAGCGCACCUUCAUAAGGAGACUAAUGACUACAUUGUGGAGUUGGUUAGACACGAGGAGACUUCCGGUAGUGUGAAAGCUCAAGUUGAGUACACCAGUGCUGAGAUAUCUCGAUUGAAGAGGACCAGCGUCUUGGCCAUGGCCUUCAGGAUCUGGCACUCCGGACCGUUUGGUAGCAUCAAUGGAUUCCGCAUGGGCAGGGUUCAUGACUAUCAAAUACCGUGGUCCGAGAUCAACGUGGGGUGGGGGCAAAUGGCCCUCCUACUCGACGUUAUAGUGCGUCGAGUAGGCGUCCCUUCGGCCUAUCGUCUACUGCCUAGAGGCUCGUGCUCAGCGAUAUUGCGAAAAGCCGACAACACGAUGAUGGACCUAUACACUAGUGAUGGAGGCUUCGCAAGAUUCUUUACGGGACGAAAGUUCGAUGCUGGCAUGUGUGCGUAUGUCAAUGUUGUGCAGGAGGUUUGUACUUUCUCGGAGCGCUUCCGGAGUCAACCCUUGAGACUGCCCUUUAGUAUAGAAGGGGACAAGGUUGGGGGCUUCUCAGUGGCACUGCAGUUCAAUCAAGAGGAGCGGUGGACGAAGGCAAUGAAGUACCUCCUGACCAACCUCAAAUGGUUGAUGGCCUACAUCGAGUCGGAGCCCUUGCCGACGUACACUGAUGAGGACGAUAUGGUGGCCUCCGCCUAG